CAAACCCCGGAUGUUGAGCUGUGGCCAUUUUCGCGUUGAACACUUCCUGGAAAGAAACUAUAUUCAGCGACGUUGAAAAAUGACAGAACAACAGCUAGACUGUGCUUUAGAUUUGAUGAGGCGUUUGCCCCCACAACAGAUUGAGAAAAAUUUAUGCGACCUCAUUGAUUUAGUUCCAACCCUAUGUGAGGAUCUUCUAUCAUCCGUUGAUCAGCCUUUAAAAAUAGUUAGAGAUAAAACAGUAGGAAAAGAUUAUUUACUAUGUGACUACAAUCGUGAUGGCGACUCAUAUAGAUCCCCAUGGAGCAACAGCUAUGACCCACCCCUAGAUGAUGGCACCAUGCCAUCAGACUCCCUACGAAGGCUGGAGAUUGAAGCCAACAAUGCCUUUGACCAGUAUAGAGAAAUGUAUUUUGAAGGUGGGGUUUCCUCUGUUUACCUGUGGGACCUGAACCAUGGAUUCGCUGGGGUCAUUCUUAUUAAAAAAGCUGGGGAUGGUUCUAAGAAAAUCAAAGGCUGCUGGGACUCCAUUCAUGUUAUUGAGGUUCAGGAAAAGUCCAAUGGGAAAAAUGCACAUUAUAAGUUGACAUCUACUGUGAUGCUCUGGCUUCAGACCAGUAAGGAAGGGUCAGGGACCAUGAACCUUGGUGGCAGCCUAACUAGACAAAUAGAAAAUGAUGCUGCUGUCAAUGAAAACUCACCUCAUAUAGUUAAUAUUGGAAAGAUGGUGGAGGAGAUGGAGAACAAAAUUCGUAACACAUUGAACAACAUCUAUUUUGGCAAGACAAAAGACAUCGUCAACAGCCUUCGCGCCAUUGAUCCUAUUCAAGAUUCAAAACAGCAGCAACUCUUCAAGAAAGACCUCUUCAAUGUUCUCUCACAGAGGACCCAGGCCCAAUGAUGUUUUUCCCUGGCUGUGACAGCUCAUGUUCCUGUUGGAGACCCAUGAGUAAUGGUUUAUGAAAGUGAUCUACGCCUUUUUUUUUCUAUGUUUAAUCAAACUUUUUCACCACAUUCGUUCCUAGUUUAUUUGAAACAAAAAAUAAUAAUAUUUAAAUAAUGAAAUGAUGCUUUAAAUAGCAUAUAUAUUGAGGUGUUGUAUUUUUUUUAAAGUUUGUUGAGACAAAGAUGGCAGGUCGAUUUCAAAUAGCAUUACUCUGGUUCUUGUUUGUUUGAAUAAUUUUCUAUUAUUGUAUAUCAUUGGACUGAUUCAGUUACUGUGUCACUUACAUGCCUUUUUUUAAAAUGAUUGUUUUUGUUUGUCCACAAUCCAACCCAAACUAUUCAAACAGCCUUUAGACUUGUAACAUUUCAUAGCUUCGUUAUGCCACUUCUGUUAUAAAACUUUAAACUAAUUGAUUGUAUUUGGAAAAUGGUUCCCUGUUUAAAGAAGUGUUUGUGUUAUUGUGUAUGUGAGUCUUUCAAUUUUCUUUUUUUAAAUAGUGGUGUUUUCUUUCUGUCAAAGAUUUGUUGUUUUUUUGUCAGACAAGAUUAGUGUACAGCUGUCCAUUUUUUUCCCUCCUGAAUAAUUACUUAAAUUAAAUUCCACGCUAUCCGGCUCGAAUUCUCUGAAUGGGGUUUUGCAAUCCUUCAAGUGUGUAAAAUAUAGUUAACUUGUGAAUUCAUUUACUUUAGCCCUGACUUAUGUAAAUGAAUAAACUUCAGAUUAUUAUAAAAAGCUAAGAUUUUUUCCUAAAUCUCUGAUUAUUACUCAUAGCAUGAUGGUACAUUUCUGUUGUAUAUAGGAGGCUGCUAUAUGUUGGUAACAUGUCUGGGUGUUGACACUAAACUCACUAGAGUUAUCUUUUUAUUGAGAACCCUUCCAGGAGUAGCUAUGUCUCCUUUCUAGAAUGUUGGGUUCAGAUGAACACCUAGUAUGGGUUAAGGGGGUUCAGUAUUGUUGUGUGAGUACCUAGCUCCUGAUUGUUUUCACUAAUGUGCAUACAUAAAUACACUAGGUUAAAUGCUACAACCUAAGUACUUCUUUCCUUUAACUUGUGAACAAUUUUAUUUAUUAAAAUAUUAUAAAUUAGAUUGUAAUGAUGGUUUAUUUCAUGAAACAAUACGCGAACUAUGAAUAUUAAAGCCGUUCGAGUUCUUAAAUUCUUUUCUACAGUCAUGCUAGAAUGUUGAUCCUUAUGCUUGUAUUAUAUUCAAACUAUAUUUUAUGAAGCAAAUCAUGAAUAAAUUCAUACCAAGCA
This is a messenger RNA of Physella acuta, 2201 nucleotides long. RefSeq names its product F-actin-capping protein subunit beta. Gene Ontology annotation, cellular component: cytoplasm; F-actin capping protein complex. NCBI's taxonomy places the organism in Eukaryota, Metazoa, Mollusca, Gastropoda, Physidae. The record is from RefSeq and is a predicted model, not a curated record. Gene Ontology annotation, biological process: barbed-end actin filament capping; cell morphogenesis; regulation of lamellipodium assembly. Gene Ontology annotation, molecular function: actin filament binding.